CACCAGGGCAAUUGAGCUGCUGGAAAAAUUACAGGAGUCAGGUGACGUCCCAGGUCACAAGCUGCAGUCCCUGAAGAAGGUUCUACAGAGCGAGUUCUGCACGGCCAUUAGAGAGGUCUAUCAGUAUAUGCAUGAAACGAUAACAGUGAAUGGAUGUCCGGAGUAUCAAGCACGUGCCACAGCUAAGGCAACUGUGGCGGCAUUUGCUGCCAGUGAGGGUCAUUCCCACCCGAGGGUGGUGGAGCUGCCCAAGACGGAUGAGGGGCUUGGCUUCAAUGUGAUGGGUGGAAAAGAGCAGAACUCACCGAUCUACAUCUCACGCAUUAUCCCUGGGGGCGUGGCUGAGCGGCAUGGUGGUCUUAAGAGAGGAGACCAACUCUUGUCCGUCAAUGGAGUGAGCGUCGAGGGUGAACACCACGAGAAGGCUGUGGAGUUACUGAAAGCAGCCAAAGACAGUGUCAAACUGGUGGUGCGUUACACCCCUAAAGUCCUGGAGGAGAUGGAGGCGAGGUUCGAGAAGCUCCGUACCGCCCGUAGACGCCAGCAGCAGCAGCUGCUCAUGCAGCAACAGCAGCAGCAAAACCUGGCCGCCCAGCAGAACCACAUGUCGUAGGCUGUUCCAAAAGAAGAAAAAGUAGAGGACACUGGGUGAGACUUAAUCUCACUGACGUGAUGUAAGGAGGUCCGAGAGAUCUCGGAAGAGGAACCUUACUGUUCUCCAGUGAAGACUAUCCUCUUUCAGUCAACUACCUACAACUCAAAAAGGUUGAAAACUCCAUGAUCUGUGUUCCAAAUCGGUGCUUGGAAAAAUGUGGCAUGAUGUCAUAGAGAAAGACUAGCACUGAGUACAUUGUUUUACUCUUACUUGUUCAUAUUUCAGUUGUCUGGAACCAAUCGCAAGUUGUGACCCUCUUAAAAAAGUCCCUAUUGUAGUUUAGUGACAAUGUGAUAAAGCGUUCAUCAAUUUUAUUUAUUUUUUUCAUUAUGUUUUUGUUGCCACAGCGUUGUACAGUAACGAAGGGUGCUGGUGUCUCUGUGAAAAGAAAGCAGUUUUUAUGUCAGUAGUCCAUAAUUGGAUAACACUGAGGUAUUUUAUACCAUAUUGUAGCAAGGAAUAUUUUGUAAAGAAAGUAGAUUUAGCAUAGCAAUAACACUUGUUUUGUCGUAUUCUACUGUCAAAGUAUGGGUAAAAAGUGAACUUUAAGCGUAGAAGAUUCGUCUUACAAGGGUAAAGUUACUAUAAAACUGUAUCUUAUGCACCAUGUGACAUAAGUCAGACUAAACCAUAAAAACCAUUUGCACAGAAUUUUCGUAUGAUAUCACUGUAUCACAGUGCCAUUGACAGAGAUUAUUACAGAAAUUUGGCAUAUUGUAUGGUGGGCAUAUUUAAAGGAAAAGUCUGUAAUUUUUGCAAAACAAUCUCUGAUCCUAUGUUAAUAUACAAAUUUAACCAUAAGUAAAAAUAUAAACACUGCAUUGGUAUAUUAGAAGACUGCAUACACUAUUUGUUUGCGCAUCCAACCAAUAGUGUGGUUUUAGGUCUGGACUUCAUGUUUGGAAACCAAUGGCAUAAAGGGAGUGUUUUGGAAACCUGUUUGAAAGUAGUCCUUAUUUUCGCAAUUUUGUUUUGUGGAAAAGUUGUGCGAAAAUUACACACUUGACCUUUAACAGGUCCUGCAUGAUAACAGCUGUACAGUUUUGAUGCGGUUUUAUGGUUGUGAUGUCACUAGUCCUGAAAUUAAAAUCAAAUUCAGAAAAUUCUAUUUAAGUUCAGACAUAGUUCAUAAUAUAUAUGAAAAUAUUUACUUUGAAGACAAACAGAAUGUCAAACACAGAUACAUGAUAUCUACAAAGGUAAAUUUUAACAGUAUUUUGUUAUGUUAAAGUUCUAUUUUCAAGUUUAUUAUCUUAGAUAAAGAUUGUUUUAAAAGAUUUGAAAGAUUUUUUUGUGGUGUUCACAUAAACGACCACCUCAUUCACUAGAAACAUUUUAACAUUGACAAUCAAUUUAAAAAGCAAGAGUUAAUCUACUACAUUUUGUUUUAUUUUCUAAAAAAUGUUAUUGCAUUUUUAUUUCACGACUUCUUUCCCUUAACUCAAGCCGUCAAAAGAUGGCAAAAUGUCUAUCCAUUGCAGCGCUGUAGUUGUACUGUUAGUUGAAGUCAUAUAGAAGCAAAACUGUAAAUCAGCAAGUAGUUGAUAACCACCACCAGUAAUCAAAGGUAAAAUUGUAUCUGUGUUAUUGUAAUUUGGUUUGAUGGUUUUCCUGACGUAAGACUUUGGUAGAUACUUAAAUUAGUUCCUUUGUUGGUUGGUUUUUGAGUAAUCUCAGACUGUGGGUAACAUGUAAACGUGUCAUCCUAAUAGACAAAAUCAAGCCAAGUUGAUUUGUUCCUUGAUUGUCAAUCAAUUCAUUUUAAUGUAUUCUCUUCCCUUUUAUAUGUUUACUUACAGACUUUCCUAUUAAUGACUUGCAUUUUUGAGGCUAGACAAGCUGAUCUUAUUAUACAUUGAAAAAAAUACCGAGUGAUAUGCAAUUGUUAUACAUAUUAUAUUUGUAUAAAUAAAUAAAUAUAUGUGCGUGUGUU
Pimephales promelas (fathead minnow) is the source of this 2588-nucleotide messenger RNA. RefSeq names its product lin-7 homolog A (C. elegans) (gene lin7a). Lineage: Eukaryota; Metazoa; Chordata; Actinopteri; Cypriniformes; Leuciscidae. Gene Ontology annotation, molecular function: protein binding. The record is from RefSeq and is a predicted model, not a curated record.